CUACAUAAUUUUUGACAACCAUCAUCGAAGAAAAAGCGGCGUUUUGUGAUUUUUCUUGUAAACAAAAAUUUCUAAAAUUUUUAUUUAUUAACCGAAUAAUUAAAUAAUGUCAAGUAGUUCAGUAGAUUUAAGUUCAUACCGCGACCAGCAUUUUAAGGGGUCUCGGUCCGAACAAGAACGCUCAUUACGAGACACUACCACAUUGUAUGUCGGAAAUUUAUCUUUUUACACAACCGAGGAACAAAUUCAUGAACUAUUUUCAAGAUGUGGUGAGGUUAGAAGAAUUAUCAUGGGACUGGAUAAAUAUAAAAAAACACCUUGUGGAUUCUGUUUCGUAGAAUAUUACCAGAGAAAUGAAGCUGAAAUAGCAAUGAGAUAUGUUAAUGGGACACGUUUAGAUGACCGUCUAAUUCGUGUAGACUGGGAUGCUGGAUUUAUUGAGGGACGGCAGUAUGGACGUGGCAAGACAGGAGGACAAGUACGUGAUGAAUAUCGUACAGAUUAUGAUGCCGGCCGAGGUGGUUAUGGCAAAUUAUUAUCACAAAAACUUGUUCCAAAUACUGAUAAUCGAUGACUUAGUUGCAAAUAAAUUUAUUUUUUUCUACAUAA
Molecule: messenger RNA, 609 nt
Organism: Calliphora vicina (urban bluebottle blowfly)
Lineage: Eukaryota; Metazoa; Arthropoda; Insecta; Diptera; Calliphoridae
Gene: Cbp20
Product: cap binding protein 20
Exons: 3
Coding region: 107-574 (155 amino acids)
Biological process (GO): mRNA cis splicing, via spliceosome
Cellular component (GO): nuclear cap binding complex
Molecular function (GO): RNA cap binding
Source: RefSeq, a predicted model, not a curated record